AUGCUUUAUAUGGAGAAUUGUGAAUAUGGUAAAUCUUUUUUUUUAUGCCAAUCAAUAAUUAGCAUGUUUUCCAAAAGAUCCAGAUUCUUAUGGUUUGAGAAGUGUAUAUUUAAAAUAAAUUUAUAGGGAAAUAUUAUUUAAAUAUAUUUAAAUAUGAAUAAUCAAUUUUAAAUCUGAAUAUAUGUUUGAAGUUGAGACCCAAUAAUGCUAUUACCUUAGGAACAAAAGGUUCUGAAAUUAAUAUAUUUUCAACAGAAUAUGCAUUUAUGAUGCUGGGCUAAAUUCGUGAAGGACAUUAAUGUCUUAAUGAAGCUAUUUAAUUAAAUCCUAAAAUUGCAGAAUUAUAUGUUGAUAUAGGUAUAAGUUUUGAAGGGAUGAGAAAAAUUUACCUAGCAAUGUUAUCGAAUGAUUAAGCAUCAAAAUCUAACAUGAUAAUCCAAUUUUAAUAUUAAGAUUAUAUAAAUUUGAUAUUUCUAAAUAAACAAUACAAAAUUGCAUUAGCAUUAAAAUUAGAUAAUAAAAAUCAACAAAACCAAAUUAACUUCAAAUUAUAAUGA
This is a messenger RNA of Paramecium pentaurelia, 557 nucleotides long. The record is from the annotation of a GenBank genome assembly. Lineage: Eukaryota; Ciliophora; Oligohymenophorea; Peniculida; Parameciidae.